AUGACCACGCCUGCUAUUGGGGAAUCAACCGAAGCUCUGCAGCAACGAAGCCAACAAUACAAAGGCUUCAAUCCUAUUCAAUAUGCGUGGUUUGACAAUGAGGACAGCAAAAAAUGGUGGGAUCAAACGGCGCCGAUUCUUACACGGGUCUUUGAAGCAGCCAAAUAUGAUGUCCAACAGCAAUACCUCUACAUGACACUCUAUCGUACUUUUCUCAUUCCUUUCCUCGGCCCUCAUCCAGGUGAUUGGGGUUCAUUCAUCACGUAUUCCGGCAUCCCGGUCGAGUUCAGCAUCAAUUACCAGGACAACGGCCCACCAACCUGCCGGAUCGGUUGGGAGCCCGUGAGCCAUGCUUCAGGAACAGCCCAGGACCCCUUCAAUAACGGCACAGUGGCUGAGGCCAUGACGGCCAUUGGUCAGCUGAAAUUGAAAGGGCUCGAGACGGGGCUCUUCGAUCAUUUUGUCCAGACGUUGACCGUCAACUCGCAAGAUGGUGCCGGCGUCGAUGUGGCUCAGUUGCCCAUAUCCCGUUUCAGGAAUCAGGUUGCGUUUGGUUUGGACCUCAAAGGCGGAGGGGUUACCAUCAAAUGCUACAUAUAUCCAGCCCUUAAGGGCUUUGUAACGAAGAAGCCCUUCCGGGAGUUGCUGGAUCAUGCUAUCCAGACCAGCGAUGAUGUGAUGAACUGUGCCAAUUAUCUGAAGGGUGUCAGUGACUACUUAGAAGGAGCAGGUCUCUACAACCAGUACUCCUUCAUCGGCUUCGAUUUGGUCGACGGGUCGAAAUCUCGGCUCAAAGUGUACAACACCAUCCAAGACGUCACCUGGGCCAAGCUGGAGCAAAUCUGGACUCUAGGUGGAAGCUUUGCCCACGAUACCUCCAUUCAACGAGGCCUCGGGUUUGCUCGAGAGUUGUGGCAGCUCCUGACACUUCACCUUGACAAGAUGGCGGUCGGAAUCUGGAACUAUGAGCUUACUCCAGGGGGGAUGGUUCCGAACCCCAAGUGGUAUUUCAUUCUCACUGGACUGAAUGAUCUGGAGAAUGCACAGGCAAUUAUUAAGUUCUACCAGUCACUCGGGUGGCUCGAAUUGGCUGAAUCUUUCAUUUCGACCUUCCAGAGUUAUUUCCCGGAUUCUGACUUUUCUACAACUGACAAUCUCCUGCAAUACGUCUCUCUGGCCUAUUCGGAGAAAACGGGUGUUUAUUUCAGUGUAUACUAUCACUCAUCUCGUUAG
This is a messenger RNA of Penicillium nucicola, 1233 nucleotides long. RefSeq lists its product as uncharacterized. The record is from RefSeq and is a predicted model, not a curated record. Gene Ontology annotation, biological process: alkaloid metabolic process. Gene Ontology annotation, molecular function: transferase activity, transferring alkyl or aryl (other than methyl) groups. The coding region runs from base 1 to 1233 and encodes 410 amino acids. The transcript has 2 exons. Lineage: Eukaryota; Fungi; Ascomycota; Eurotiomycetes; Eurotiales; Aspergillaceae.